GAUGGAAGAGCGAGCAAUUUGGCCCCAAACAAAGAUACACAGACAGAAGAGGAUCUGAGCUGAGGUCUCCCUUCGAGAAAAAUCUCCAAAAAAGUUGAAAAAUGGCGGUGUCAACAGCACCUCCGACCACUACCGCUACCGCUUUUCUCAAGACCGUUGACCGUCGUCUCAGUUCUGCUAACACUUCGCCGCUCCGUCGUAUCUUUCCCGCCAAUAAAUCCUCCAAGAUUUUAGCCAUGGCACCGAAAAAGAAGGUGAACAAGUACGACAAAAGUUGGAAAAAGGAGUGGUUUGGGGCUGGGCUGUUCUUCGAAGGAACCGAAGAAGUAAACGUCGACGUAUUCAAAAAGCUAGAAAAACGUAAAGUGUUGAGCAACGUCGAGAAAGCAGGGCUGUUAUCCAAGGCGGAGAAGCUAGGAUUCACUCUUUCAUCCAUCGAGAAAUUGGGGAUUCUGUCAAAAGCGGAGGAGCUAGGGCUUCUCAGCUUGCUUGAAACCGCGGCUGGAUUCUCUCCGGCAGCUUUAGCAUCUGCGGCGCUGCCAGUUCUGGUGGCGGCGAUACUAGCAAUUGUAUACAUCCCAGAUGAUUCUACCGCUCUCGUGGUGGUGCAGACCGUCAUUGCAGGUACGCUUGCUGCCACAGCUACCGGAUUGUUUGUUGGUUCGAUUGUGUUAGAGGGAGUACAGGAAGCUGAUUAGCCUGUUGUUUGUUUGAAUUAAAGUUUUGGUAAUUAUGAUUUGUGAAUAACCUAUGUUUGUUCUGAUUCAAAUUUGUUACCAAGGUAUAUGUAUUUACACACUAUAACUUUUAUAAUAUGUGGAGGAAGUUAUUAGAAAAA
Lactuca sativa (garden lettuce) is the source of this 838-nucleotide messenger RNA. Its product is annotated as transmembrane protein, putative (DUF1118). Lineage: Eukaryota; Viridiplantae; Streptophyta; Magnoliopsida; Asterales; Asteraceae. The record is from RefSeq and is a predicted model, not a curated record.